This is a messenger RNA of Amoebophrya sp. A25, 227 nucleotides long. The record is from the annotation of a GenBank genome assembly. NCBI's taxonomy places the organism in Eukaryota, Dinophyceae, Syndiniales, Amoebophryaceae.
CUUGCUGCGACGCAAUGGCGGGACCACGCGCGAGCGCAGGCUUUGCUGAAAGCGUGUAGUCGGCUUUUUGAGUCCGGCUUAGGCUGGAUGGAUGGCGUAGCUGUGAGAGCGGGAUCUCAAGGUGGUGCUAAUGGUCAUCAAAACUCCACAACAGUUGGAGGCAACAAAAUUACAACAGGAGCGAAAGAGCUACAGCUACCGUCAUCUCCGAACAAAAACACUGCCCG